GGUAAAUAGCGGCAAAGAUCUGGAGACCACACACCUCGCCGCCGCAAAACAUGCUAGGUAAGCAGAACUCCUUCGCGUGCCUUAUCAUCAGCGGCGACUCUAUCACAAAACGCCGCCAGAAAACCCGCGAAGAGUGAUUGGUAGCCCGCAAAGCACACCCAUUGCUGCUAUUCCAAAACAAGGUUGUGAAGGCAGGACUCCUACGCGUGCCACAAAUCAGCGGCGAUUGCAUCACAAAAUGCCACCAGAACCCCGCGAAGAGUCCUUGGAAGCGUGCGAACUCUGCUGCCGUCGCUGCUCCACUGCGGAGGUGCUGCCGAUACUGGGUCCUCUGCCCGCCGUGCACAAAACUGUUGAGCCACCCUCCACUGUUCGCCAUCCUGAGCUAUCGCGGCCUCUCCCUGUCCCUGGGAAAUUGGAGAGCCGAGACUUCUAUCUCAUUACCAGAAGCCGUUGGUUCGCAGAGAAAAUGAUAGAGGCAUCUCCAUUCUCUUCGUUGGACCACGCAACAUCCUUUGUAAGGCAGUUGUGGUUCAAAGAGUCAAGUAUACAGUCAUGGCUGGAUGCCUUUUCUGGACAAAGUCAUCUCUAUCGAGCCAUUGGUCAUGCGCCGGCUUCUCUGAUGAGGGAAUUGUUUCAAUGGGACCGAAAGUACCGAGCUAAAUUUGGGUUUGAUUUUAUAACAAGGUUAUCUCGACCAAAGAUCCAAGAGGCAUCCGAAGAACCAGGAGAGGUGGUUCCAGAUUCGAUGGAUAAAGAGGACGUUGUCUCCUCCGAUGGGUCCGAUGAGGCUGUUUCUGCCGGUCAAAAUGGUUUCAUGCUGUCCUAUGACCUUAAUAAAACGCCAGAAGAGAAUGAAUAUCCUUACAGUGGAAUGUCUCCUGAAAAGAAGAAUGCAUGA
Messenger RNA from Arachis ipaensis, 901 nucleotides. The record is from RefSeq and is a predicted model, not a curated record. Lineage: Eukaryota; Viridiplantae; Streptophyta; Magnoliopsida; Fabales; Fabaceae.